GAAAAAUCCUACCAUAUCUUUUUGACAGACGAGGUUUUGGCAAUGAAGUUUCUCGGCAUCCUCACGUCGCUCUCCAUCCUUGGAGCACCGGCUCUAGCAGCUUUGAAUGGCCCGUGUAGCGGUACCAGCGAUACGCGAGGCUACUACGGAAUCUGCGUUUCGACAUCCACCUGCAGGUCUUAUGGCGGGACAUACGUGAGCAACCGCUGCCCUAAUGACCCGGCCGACGUCAAAUGCUGCACAGUUGCCCGUUGUGAAGACCGCACGAGCUACUGCGGAUGGACUAGUCGCCAUUGCAGUGGAAGGUUUAGAUCUGGCUUCUGUCCUGGAGGCAACAAUUACAAAUGCUGCGACCACUGAAAGGCCCUUACUGCGCACGGUUGCGGAGAACAACCUCCUAAGUGUUGCUUGGCUCCUAUAUGUAACUUCAAAUGGAGGAUAUAUCAAAAUUUCUGGUCUUUCGCACUCCUUUGUUCCACCCUUCGGCUUCCUCUCAAGUAUUGCUUGCGAAGGGUAUUUGGCAGUGGUUGUUAUUUAAAACAUGUUCCAUAUUCUUCUGUCAUUAUGUUUAGCAAAAUCUAAAUGUGGCUAUUCAAGAGUCAGAAACUGUCCUUGUCGGCAUUAGAGUAGUUCGGUAAAUACUAGCAAAUUUCAGUUAGGAAG
Blastomyces gilchristii SLH14081 is the source of this 663-nucleotide messenger RNA. RefSeq lists its product as uncharacterized. Bases 215 to 538 code for a protein of 107 amino acids. The record is from RefSeq and is a predicted model, not a curated record. The transcript is spliced from 2 exons. Lineage: Eukaryota; Fungi; Ascomycota; Eurotiomycetes; Onygenales; Ajellomycetaceae.